AUGGGUAGACAGGCGUAUCUGACCCGCUUAGCUUUGGGACGCUCUGCCUUCGAGGUCCAAGACCAGAGCGGUUUGCAAGCUUUGCAAAAUAGCCAUCCCCAAACCGCAGAGUCCGAACCGCUCACGACUCCCAUCAAUUACUACGUGCAACAAUAUGAUGAGCGAGGGCACCCAGUAAAUCCAGCUUCUCGCGAACAGGGACGGAUUUUGCGGGAGGCGCAGAACGAUGUUCUCGCUGCCAUUGGAGUGGUGGAGCGCCGUACUCUACCGCUGUCAGAAGACGACAUUCAGUUGUUGUGCAAGAAGAUAGAUAUUCUGGACACAAUGGAGUCGGAAAAUAACGCUGGAGAUCUUGUGGCAGCUGUAUCGACAUUGGCUGAUGUCCUGUGCACCUGGUGGAUCGGAUCGCUCAGGGAUCGGAUCUUGACUUUUCAAAUGCUGCCCGGCAUGCACUUCUCGAAUCUCGUCUGCGCUCAGUAUCAGUCUGCUGGGUUCUGGACGUUCUUCUGCACUGGAUUACCUGCCCAUAUUCUCUGGUCGUCCGCAUAUCAGACCACAACUAGCCUGGUGGGCAGCUUGAGACUGAUCGACCGCUUUCUACUAUGGAACCAGCCGUCUAGACGUACAAGAAGACUUAUCCGCCGGUGGAAACCCACGAUAAACGAGAUUUUCCAGGGGGUAGCCAAAGUCGCCUUUUUCCCGUUGUACUAUUAUUCUAGUCUUCAAAGACUACAUCUUGUGCCUAUUCGGCCGUUUCUUCCUCCCUUGGAAUCGUUUAUACCUUUCAUGCCAGCAUCGCCUAUCCAGAGAGUCCCAGUCCCAUCUACUUUUACGCGAGAAUCAGUCACGACUUUCGCUGUUUCGUUGCUUGCGUCUCCGCUACUACUCUUCCUCGUUGAAGUCUUCAUUGAGAGGCGGGUCUAUGGCGUCAUAUACGAUGCCAUAGAGUCAAGACGGGUAGAAGCGGGCACUACAGAAUUAGCGCACUCCGAGGAAUAUCCCAAGCCACGGACCGCAAGAUUCAUUGGCCUCAGUGAAACGCCCUGGGGAGUCUUUGGAACCGCAGUAGAUACAAUGCUAGGCUAUCUCCGCCGAGCAUACAUCUUCGACGACGAGCUCGAUGGUCGCCGGACACCACAGGAACGCUAUAUAGAGAGAGAGCUCGACCGAAUCCGCGCCGAGAUCGACUUGGGGAAUCUACGAAUCAAUAAUAUGGAACGGCUGGAUAUUCCAGUGGCACAUGCUGAGAGCGUUCUACAGCCUGUUGAUUUCGGCGGCUCCGAUGCAGGCCAAGUUGCUAUGCCUCUCGAUCCGUCUAGGCCUGUCUCCCCCGUAUCACAAACAAUCUCUGAAGGGAGCCAGGAUGCCAUGGACCCAAGCGUUCGAAUUACUUCCAGGGAGGAGAAUGACGGCAUUGUUGAGUUAGAGGUUCGACUUCCUCAAUUAGCAUCCGUUACGCACGAAGAACUCGCUGCCAACGCUUCAGCACCUAGAGUAGACGAUGGCGCCCAAGGCGGCGACGGUCGGCAGUGGAUCUUCCCUCGAGCAACGAAGCUUUCGACGGAGCCAGGCCGAAUGUUGGGGUCGAUUCUGAAUAGCCAGAUAGUGACCUGGGCAAGGAUGCCACUGCAGCUAGCCGGAUUGCGGUUGAUGGCUGCAAGAUUCCAGGCCACUGAUCCUCAAGCUCUUUUUGGAAGAUCUGUCCAGAAUCCACUUCUCGGCUUAGGCACUGUCCGUACCUUUGAGAGAGUGCUCUUGUGUGGAGGGAUUGAGUUCAUGGGAAAUCUUGCAGUCUGGGGCUGUGAGUGCUGCGUUAUCGCGUUCUUGGGCCAGGCUUGCUAUAGGUGGGGGAAGAGUUGA
Molecule: messenger RNA, 1860 nt
Organism: Mytilinidion resinicola
Lineage: Eukaryota; Fungi; Ascomycota; Dothideomycetes; Mytilinidiales; Mytilinidiaceae
Exons: 4
Coding region: 1-1860 (619 amino acids)
Source: RefSeq, a predicted model, not a curated record